AUGCCUGGUCCUAGUGACAACGAGCAUUCACCGUUUAACGGUCAUAUGCCAGUACGUAUCUCCGAGCUUACGGAUGCAGAGAGAGCCGAGUUUCGGGCUCUCGUUGCAACUCGUGACAAUGAAGAGGCUCAUGAUGGCUACCAGGCUUCGGCCCAGGUUGCCCACGAUGGCGCCAACGACAAUGGUAUCCAGAGCCACGCUGUCGCCGAAGCCAAUAUGAACGCCAUGAUGAACCAGUUUGGCGGUCUUGGUAUUAACGGAAUUCCCCACAUCCCGGGAAUGAUGCCCAUGACCACUCAGGAUGGUCGUAUCAUUCAAGUCGCCAUUUCCCCCUCGAUGGCUUCUGGUGUCCCCACUUACGGCAUUCCAACUCUUGGUUAUGCGCCAGCUCAGCCCGAGGGUUACGCAGGUGGUACUCCAUACAUCGUUCAGCCUGGUUAUGCUAACCCAGCCCACAUGUAUUUUCCGUACACGCCAUCGCGCACUGGCAUGAGCCACGAGCGUACUGAGACUAGUUCUCGAGAUGUUCCGGGUCUAGACAUUCGACGUUCGUCGUACUCUACUAAUGAGUCUACCCCGGCCACGCCUUUCCUCGGAAGUAUGGCCUCUCGGGACCAGGGUCCUCGUGUCACGGUCUUUGAUCGUUCUACGUACACGACCCCUUCGCCUCACCAGAUUGUGGCUGCCGAGGCUCUUCAGGAGCCCAAGUCCCCUCUCCUCGAUCGAGAGCCUAGCAUUCCUUUCGCCAUUCCGGCUGUCUUUACUCCGGCAGAGAAUAUGAAGACUCUCGAACAGAGCCUUGUUAACCCCCUGCCCGGAAACCGCAACGUCUACAUCCGCGGUUUCCACCCCACCACGGAUGACACGCUUCUUUUGAAGUAUGCGGAACGCUUUGGCAAGGUAGAGACGUCUAAGGCUAUUAUUGAUGCUAGCACUGGAGCUUGCAAGGGCUUCGGUUUUGCCAAGUUCUAUGAUGUUCGCGAUUCAGAGAAUUGUAUUCGCGGCUUCUAUCGUCGAGGCUACGAAGUCGGCUUUGCAAGAGAGUCGUUCAACUCCCGACUUCGCCAAGAGGGCGAUCCUGACACCACGAACUUGUAUUUGUCUAACCUUCCCAGAGGCUGGAGAGAACUUGAGAUCAAUACUCUCUUCCAGAACUUUUUGGUCCUAUCCAGCAAGGUCCUGGAGGACCAGGUUACGCACGUCAGCCGAGGUGUCGGUUUCGCUCGAUUUGAAUCUCGCGAAGUCUGUGACAGUAUUAUUAAGCAUUUCCAGGGCAUGCUUCUCGGUCGUGAGAACCUCCCGCUACAGAUUCGCUAUGCGGAUUCGCAGCGACAGAAGGAGCUCAAGCGAGUUACGGCUAAGCGCCGUCAGUGGCGUACCAACGAGUAUAAUGUCAGCGCUUACGGCACGACUCUUGUGGGAGCAGGCCCUUCUCAUGGACCUCCUUAUCGUCACAAUGGUGGUGCUGGAGGUGGCCAAGGAGGCAAUUCUCAACGAGCAAUGCUGGCUGCUCAGCAGAACGGCCCUCAGCAGCAGAAUGGCUCCCAACAGCAGGGUGGCGCUCAGCAGCAGGAAGGUACUCAGGGUCGUCGUCCUCAUGGCAGUGGUACUUGGACCGGUAUGGUUGAUACAACUCGCCGGACCGGCGAAGACGUCGAAAUUCGAGUCGAGUCCCCGCUGGUCGCACACGGUAGUAACCAAUCAUCCCCUGUGAAGCAAGAGAAGGAGUAA
This is a messenger RNA of Annulohypoxylon maeteangense, 1731 nucleotides long. RefSeq lists its product as uncharacterized. Gene Ontology annotation, cellular component: nucleus; cytosol; ribonucleoprotein complex. Bases 1 to 1731 code for a protein of 576 amino acids. Gene Ontology annotation, molecular function: mRNA 3'-UTR binding; poly(A) binding; poly(U) RNA binding. The record is from RefSeq and is a predicted model, not a curated record. The transcript is spliced from 7 exons. Lineage: Eukaryota; Fungi; Ascomycota; Sordariomycetes; Xylariales; Hypoxylaceae.